UCCCGGACGAUCCCGUUAAGACGGACUCCCGAUGCUGCGUGAAGUCUAAUCCCAUGUAUCGAGAGGCAGUACUGAGGCGGCGGCGUCUGAAGCAUGAGUGGACCCAGACUGCCAACUGGCGACACAACAGUUUUUCGGGGAGAAUGCGGCCCGAGACGUGGCUGGUCAGACUGGGACUCCUGCUGCUGGUCUGCUCUCUGUGGGUGGCAGCAGGUUCCGCCAAGGAGAAAACCGCCAAGAAGGGGAAGAAGGGGAAGCUGGUGAUCUGUCCCUCACAACUAUCACCAGAGGACAUCGCCAGAGUUCCAGGAAAUUCCACGAGCAACAUCUUAAACCGGUUACUGGCUACUUAUGAUCCCAGAAUUCGGCCCAACUUUCAAGGUAUCCCAGUGGAGGACAAAGUUAAUAUUUUCAUAAACAGCUUUGGCUCCAUCCAAGAAACGACCAUGGAUUACAGGGUAAAUAUCUUCCUGAGACAGCGGUGGAACGAUCCUAGACUCAGGCUUCCCACCGAUUUCAAAUCAGACUCCCUCACCGUCGAUCCCAACCUGUUCCAGUGCCUCUGGAAGCCUGACUUGUUCUUCGCGAACGAAAAGAACGCCAACUUUCACGACGUGACGCAGGAAAACAUCCUCCUGUUCAUCUUCCGCAACGGCGACGUGCUUAUCAGUAUGAGGUUGUCUGUCACUCUGUCCUGUCCUCUGGAUUUGACUCUGUUUCCGAUGGACACCCAGAAGUGCAAGAUGCAGCUGGAAAGUUUUGGCUACACCACAGAUGACCUUGUGUUCAGCUGGCAGUCAGGUGACCCAGUGCAAAUGGAUGAAAUUGCACUGCCCCAAUUUGACGUAAAGCAGGAAGAAAUAGUGUAUGGAAACUGUACCAAGUACUAUAAAGGGACAGGUAAUUUUUUACGAAUGUAUAGAAUCAGCUUGUGGUGCACUAUGGGAUGUGGUGUGGACAGCUGUAGCACGCCCCCUGCCUGUGUGAUUGGCCCUUUUCUGGCCACCGUCCCUGCAGGUAUCCUAUCAGUGCUGUCGCUGUCCUCCGAAUGCACGUCUCUGGCCGCUGAGCUCCCCAAAGUGUCCUACGUGAAGGCCAUCGACAUCUGGCUCAUUGCCUGCCUGCUUUUUGGCUUUUCCUCGCUGGUGGAGUACGCCGUGGUCCAGGUCAUGCUCAACAGCCCCAAACGCAUCGAGGCCGAGAAGGCCAAGCUGGCCAGCAAGGAGAAAGCAGAGGGCAAGACCCCGGCCAAGAACACGGUCAACGGCACGGGAGGGACACCCAUACAUGCCAAUGCACUCCAGGUGGUGGAGACCAGGUGCAAGAAGGUGUGCACCUCCAAGUCCGACCUGCGGUCCAACGACUUCAGCAUAGUGGGGUCGCUCCCCCGAGAUUUCGAACUCUCCAAUUUCGACUGCUACGGAAAGCCUAUAGAAGUGGACGGUGUCGGCAAAUCGCAGGCCAAAAACAACAAGAAGCCGGCUCCUCCGAAACCGAUCAUCCCGUCUGCAGCCAAGCGGGUCGACCUUUACGCUCGCGCCCUCUUCCCCUUCUCCUUCCUAUUCUUUAAUGUCAUAUAUUGGUCUGUCUACUUGUGACGACCUUGUGAGGAAUGUAGCUACCUGCGAGAACCUCCAUGCACUUUGCUCUACCCCUGCGGUGUUGUUUGUUUUCAUCUGUUUAGUUUCUUUAACGUGCGUUUUGCAAUAAAUGCAGGAUAGUCGCUUAUUUUAUAGUUGAAGCUUCUAGGGUAGGGGGAUUAAAAUAUACAAACAAAAAAAAGCAUAAUCGGCUAUAAGCGAAAGCGCUUUGCUUUUAGAUUGGGUAGACGGCUUGGCGAUGCUUCGCGUGUGCUUUGGGCCUAACGCGGCGUGUACAGUACGUUCCGGAAUGCCGGUGACUGCUCCCUGCGUAUGUCCCUCCGUGACUGAAGGUGUGGGAGAGGCUAUAGCCACGUUAAAAAGCUAAUAGCACUUUAAAGCAAAUGCACGUUUAAAAAUGUAUAUUUGUAUGCAUAUAUAACUAUGAAUGUAUAAUUCAUCUACGCGUAAAUCGGCAAAUGAUACGAGAUAGAUGUAUGAAUACUUUUUAGAAAGGUGCGAUAGUUUAUUUAUUCAUUGAAGGUCGAUAUUUCGGCUACUGAAAUGGCAGCGACGAUUCACCCCGGGGCAACAGAUGGCAAUUCGCCGCAAUAAAACGGCGACCCAUCCGAGCAGAUGCGAGGAAUGUGUCACCUUUAUAGGUGAGGGGGGGGAGAGCCGCAUCCCUUCGAGGCAAUAAAGACGACAUAAUUGAAAGAA
Messenger RNA from Paramormyrops kingsleyae, 2300 nucleotides. Lineage: Eukaryota; Metazoa; Chordata; Actinopteri; Osteoglossiformes; Mormyridae. The record is from RefSeq and is a predicted model, not a curated record.